Messenger RNA from Cucumis sativus (cucumber), 976 nucleotides. RefSeq lists its product as uncharacterized. The transcript has 3 exons. The record is from RefSeq and is a predicted model, not a curated record. NCBI's taxonomy places the organism in Eukaryota, Viridiplantae, Streptophyta, Magnoliopsida, Cucurbitales, Cucurbitaceae. Bases 268 to 768 code for a protein of 166 amino acids.
GGAUCAUUUGAACUGGUUAUGAGUAAUUCAUUAGACUAUACAUCUAAGACAAUCUUAUUUUACAUAACCUUUUCACUUCAUUGUUGCCUUAUAAGGUGAAGAUAAGGUUGAUGGUUUGGAAAUGCUGCAGGAUUUUACAUGACGCCAAAGCUUCUGUAGAAAUGGAGCCAAAACUUGCCACUUGAAGUUGACACAGCAAUCCUCCAAAAGCCGCCAUUAGAGACUCGUAUCCACCGACUUAUAAACUUCAUCCCGAUAACAGCUACAAUGGCAGAACACCAAAAACGCUCUCAUGGACAUGGAACUGAAGCAGAUGGUUCGAGUCAUGAGAUGGUUUUGAGAACAUUUGAUCGAAAUGGGGUUGCGAAAAACUCAUCGAAAGAUGGUUCCACGUCGAGUGUGAAAGCUUGUGAAGUUGAAAAGAUCGGUAGAAGAUUGAGCAUUCUUGAAGAAGAUACAAGAGCUAUGAAGAAAGCUUUGUUCGACAGUUUGGAGGAAAGGAGAAAUCUUGUGUAUGAGAUAAACCAGCAAUUUCAGAUCAUAAACAAAAGCCAUGCGUUAUAUAACGAGGUAGCUGCUGCUUUGAUGGCUUCUCUUGAAGAUCAUGAUGAGACACUCCAUUCCCCUAAGGAAUGGAGAGGUGGUGUUGGCCUAUCAGAAAUCUUUCACCGCCAAGCAAAUAUAUCUCUUGUCUUCAAACAUUUCAAACCAAAUUUGUUGGCUUUCACAAAUUCUACCAAAUCUCUGCAUCUUAUGAGAGAAAAUUGAUCUCUUUUUUCUUAAAUACAUGUAAAUAAAUAGGAGAGACUUGAAUUUAAUUUGACUGUUUGAUUUUUUGGUCGAGAAUAUAUGUUCAAUCAUUGAAUUAUAUUUAUAUUUAGGUUGGCCUCAUCACUAUAGUGUGAUUGAUCGAUUCCAUCAUCCAUCUUUGAUGUUUGACAUUCCAUCGUGAGUAAAAGUAUUUUAUUUUAAAAAA